Molecule: messenger RNA, 1725 nt
Organism: Penicillium cataractarum
Lineage: Eukaryota; Fungi; Ascomycota; Eurotiomycetes; Eurotiales; Aspergillaceae
Product: flavin-containing monooxygenase
Exons: 5
Coding region: 1-1725 (574 amino acids)
Molecular function (GO): NADP binding; flavin adenine dinucleotide binding; N,N-dimethylaniline monooxygenase activity
Source: RefSeq, a predicted model, not a curated record
AUGAAAGGGCAUAUAUCUGCUCCUGAAAAACCGGGGGAUGGCGAGACCACCACUUACAAUAUUACGGAGGCACCACUUGGGUCUACUCGCCACCUGCGCAUAGUGGGAAUCGGAGCUGGAAUGAGUGGAAUCAACAUGAUUCGCACUUUACGUCUCAAUGUCAAGGACUAUGACCACGUAGUCUAUGAGAAGAACCCCGAGAUCGGGGGAACAUGGUUCGAGAACCGAUACCCUGGGUGCAAGUGCGAUGUCCCGUCUCAUAACUACCAGUUCUCUUGGCGGCAUAAUCCUGAGUGGUCUGGGUUCUUCUCCACGGCUUCGGAGAUUCAGGAUUAUUUGUGUCGUGUGUGUGACGAGGAAGGAAUGCGUAGCGUUAUCAGGACAAGCCACCAAGUCACUCGGGCACAGUGGAAUGAGGCGACUGGGAUGUGGAAUCUGGAGGUGCAUGAUUUGGAGAAAGACACCAAAUUUCAUGACUCCUGUCAUUUUUUGUUGGAUGGCUCUGGAAUUUUGAACCACUGGAAAUGGCCGGAGAUUCCAGGCCUUCACAGUUUCCAAGGCCAAUUGGUUCAUAGUGCAGACUGGCCGUCGCACUUUAACUAUGCCGACUUGACUGUGGCGGUCAUUGGAAAUGGCUCGUCGGGGGUACAGAUACUGCCGGAGAUGCAACGAGAUGUCAAGCACUUAGUUCAUUUUGUGCGGGAGCCCACCUGGGUCGUUCCGUCAAGACUCCAAUUGCUAGCCCAAGGCGCUGGUGGAGGCGUCUUGAGCGAGGUGAGCAUGGAUGAGAACUCGGACUUUACAAAGGCCCAGAUCGAACGAUUUAAGUCAGAUCCCGUCUUCUACAAAAAGUUUGUCAAAGCCGUUGAAGAGGUCGUCAAUGGGAAUUUUCCUCUGACACUCAAAGACACGGAAUUUGCCGCGACCUUGCAACAGAGGUCAGCCGAAUACAUGACAGAUGCCCUUGAGGAUGAUAAGCGCCUAUGCGAUGCUUUAAUCCCGGGUUUCUCACUGGGAUGCCGCCGUCUCACGCCAGGCAUUGGGUACCUACAAGCCUUGAAGAAGCCCAAUGUGAGAGUAGUGACAGAUCCAAUUACUAGGAUUACGCCCAAGGGUCUCGAAACUAAAUCCGGCGAGCUCAUACAAGUCGAUGCAAUUAUCUGUGCUACAGGGUUCAACGUGUCUUUCUGUCCACGCUUCCCAAUUAUUGGGCCACAAGGAAAUCUGCAGGAUACAUGGACACAGCAACUACCAAAGUCGUAUAUGUCCUGUGCGGUUCCAAGCUUUCCAAAUUACUUCACUUUCCUCGGCCCCAAUGCCCCCAUUGGGCAUGGUAGCGUGUUCACAAUCACCGAACAUAUUGCCAAGUACUUGACUCGCAUCAUCAAGAAGUGCCAGACAGAGGGAAUCAAAGCGAUAUCCCCCUCGCAUGCUGCCGUUGAUGAGCUAUAUGAGCACACCCAGAGAUUUAUGCCUCGAACGGCCUGGUCAUCGAAUUGUGUCUCAUGGUUCAAGAAUGGUACAGUGGACGGUCCGGUCACGGCCCUACACCCGGGUAGCAGAAUACAUUUCUUCCAUAUGCUGGAAGGAUUUCGAGGCGAAGAUUGGGACUACGUGUACUUCAACAAGAAGAAUCGCUUCCAGUAUCUUGGAAACGGAUUUUCCACGAAGGAGGAAGGCAAGGAAGAUUCGACCUGGUACUUGGAUGAACCAGAUAAACUAUAA